UCCACGUGCACAAGUAAAAUCCACAGCAGGCCUGUCUGUGUAAUAUGGACUGUGGCCUCUAGAGGGCACCCAAAUAUGACUCAGCAGGCUGGGUGAUAUUUGGGUGAUCCACCAAAGUCAGCCUGCAACAGCGGAAGUAUCAUAUGUGUUCACGUGUCUGUGGCCAUCGAAACAACGUCCUCCUGUCCUUCUACAGAAAUAUAGGGAAAACAUUCAGUACAGAAAUUUACAGUAAUGUCAGUGAGUCAUUAACAUGAAAUAAAAGUAGUUACAUGGGAGCUGUACCUCGUGUUUAUCAGGGUGUUACAUGGAUUUUAAGAAUCACACGCUACAUGUCAGACACUGUCACAACUGUAAGAAGAAAAGUUAUGUGAUGGUUUCUGGUGAAUCUGGAUAAGGUGGCUGCAGAUGCUACAGUGUGCACCGAGCGGUAAGAAGGUACAACACACUGAGCCCGCGUUGUUCCUACGUCACCAUGAUCAUGCAAGGGAUCAAUCACAUUGUUAUGAUGUCAUACCUUUGCAAUGUGGGGGGCGGGACCUUUGUUUAUAUCAAACACUCUUCAGGAACCAAUGGGAAGUGUUUUCUUUAUAACAUACCUAAUAUUAUCAAUCUAGGUUUGCUGUCAGGCAAAUUUAAGCAAGUCGUGUUGGUUUACUAGUGAUGCUAAUGCUAAUAAAAGCUGCAAUGUUGCUCCUGGACUAAGGCUGUCAUGGUGAUGAUCCCAACACUGAACCCACAGACGUGAUCACACUGGAGGGUUCCAGUACCUGUGUCUGGCAGCUUAAACGUGUUGGGUUAGGGCCCGAGCCACUGAGGGAGGGGCAGUCAUGCCCCGAGCACCCCGACUGGGUGACAGCAGGCUGCUGUUACUGGGAGGCGGAGGGGGGAGGAAAGAGAGGGCCAGGGCCUACAACAUCACAUGAUCAAAAACAUCAGCAUCCCAGUUCCUUCAUCGGGAUGCUGCAGGGCGCAGGUGUAUCUGGACUGGGAGAAGACCAUCCUGUCCUCCUACAGGAAGGUCCCUGACACACCUGCACACCUUCUUCACCGUGGGUUCGGAGUGUGGAUGAGACUCCUCUCUCAGACUGUGCCAGCUGAACUAGGCCGUGGCUCGGCUUCAUUAGACCACUGUGGGAGAUGCUGAUGGAGGCUGAAGAGAGAAUAUCAGCAGCAUAACCUCAGACCUGCUGGUAACCAUCACUGAGCUUCACUCUUUUUCACCUUUAUUCUAUUCUUCUGAUCAUGUUACGACGAUGAUGAUGAUGAUGGUACUGAUGUGGGUAUGUGUGUUAAAAACAAACUUGUCCCGGGUGGAGACAGGGCUCUCCGGGCGGAAGGCCCACUGCGUUUGAACGGAGUCACGUGACUGUGGCACCGGUUGAAACCGACGGAAAGCCGCAGGAGGCUCGAGCUGCAGACCUGCGCGGAGGAACGGAUCAAACAUCCAGCACAGAGUCCGGCUCCCCGCCUGCACACCCCCCGGUAUGUCCGCUGCUGUCUGCGUGCUGAAGACCCGCUGCUUCCUCCGGCAGCUCCUCCCCGGCCUGCCCGCCGCCAUGCACCGAAGCUACAGCCUGGAUGUCUCCGCUCCGCUCCUCCGGACCCAGGGCUACGUGGAUGGCCGCUGGAUCUCCGCUGCCUCGGUGUUCCCCGUCCUAGACCCGGCUACCGGACAGGAGAUAGCCCGGGUGUCGGACUGCGGCCCCGCGGAGGCCAAGCAGGCGGUGGACGCUGCGUACAAAGCGUUUCACUCCUGGAAGCAGUACACGGCCAAGGAGAGGAGCGUCCUGCUAAGGAAAUGGUUCGAGCUGCUGACGCUGCACAAAGAUGAGCUCGCCCAGCUGAUCACGUUUGAAUGUUGGAACUUCCCCAGCGCCAUGAUCACCAGGAAGGUCGGCGCUGCACUGGCUGCCGGCUGCACGGUGGUGGUUAAACCAGCUGAGGACACGCCGCUGUCGGCUCUCGCUUUGGCAGAGCUGGCAGAGCAGGCGGGGAUCCCGGCAGGGGUGUUUAAUGUGGUUCCGUGCUCCAGAGAGUCGACGCCCUCGGUCGGGCAGGUCCUCUGCACCGACCCUCUGGUGGCUAAAAUCUCCUUCACUGGAUCCACGGCGACCGGGAAGGUGUUGCUGAAAAUGGCCGCUGACACUGUGAAGAAGGUAUCUAUGGAACUGGGUGGCCACGCCCCCUUCAUUGUGUUUGACAGCGCAGACCUUGACAAAGCGGUGGGCGGAGCCAUGGCAUCCAAGUUCAGGAACUCGGGCCAGACGUGCGUGUGCUCGAACCGGUUUCUGGUCCAGAGCGCCGUCUACGAUCGCUUCGUGGAAAAGUUGGGGCAAGCGAUGGAUGCCGAGCUGCGUCUGGGUCACGGCUCGGAGCCCGACACCACGCAGGGGCCGCUCAUCAACGCCCGCGCCGCAGAGAAGGUGCUACAUCAGAUUUCGGACGCCGUGUCCCGCGGAGCGAAGGUGGUAAAAGGCGGGAAGCGCCUCGACGGCUCCUUCAUGGAGCCGACUCUGCUGGCCGACGUCACCGCCAACAUGCUGUGCACGAAGGAGGAAACCUUUGGGCCGCUCGUGCCCGUCAUCAGGUUUAACACGGAGGAGGAGGCUCUGGCUGUUGCUAACGCGACCAGCGUCGGGCUGGCAGGUUACUUUUACUCACAGGAUGUGAGUCAGAUCUGGCGGGUGGCGGAGGCGCUGGAGGUGGGGAUGGUCGGCGUCAAUGAGGGGCUGCUGUCCACGGCAGAGGCCGCGUUUGGCGGGGUGAAGGAAUCCGGUUUGGGCCGCGAGGGCUCCAAGUACGGCAUCGACGAGUACCUGGAAGUGAAGUACGUGUGCUUUGGAGGCCUCAAACCAUGAGGAGGAAGAGGAGGCGGUACAAAAGCUGUGACUCAGUGGAGGUGGUCGGACUCUUUUAUUAACACGUGAUAACUCUUUCAAUAAAGUUUGAAUUCAUGCAGGAUCAAAAACGUCCAACCCAGGACUUUGUAAAUCACAUUUUGAAUCAGCUGUCGCUCCUCGCUUCUAUGCUCACACAAUCGGCAUCAGCGCAAAGCUUUUCUGAUUGGCUGCUUAUGCUUGUCAUAUUACACGAUGGUCCCGCCCACCAAACUAAACACGAAACAAAGUUACGUGAAAAGCACAAAAGUUCACCAUUACAAAGUAUUUCAGCCUCGCCGUCAGAGCGCCGGCCUCCCUGCAGCACACGAACCAGAAACGGGUUGGUCAGUCGCUCGCCACACGGGUGUUUAAACCUAUCUGAACCCGUCUCUCAGACUGGUUGAACUACCUAAACUUACACCAGUAGGAGGCGCUACUCAGUCCGUUUAUCUGCCCUGUCUGCUGUGAUUGGCUGGUUUUGCUAUCAGUGUUAAGGGAUUGUAACCUGAAGGGGAGGGGCUAACAAACCGCCACAUUGGACCAUUGAAAAUUAAUGAAUAAAUGUGAUGAAACUUGUUUUUAAAAAUUAUUUUCUGCUUCACCCGUGGCGCAGCGAGUGUCCAUAAAGCUCCUGAAUCAGAAUACUUGAUUCAUUCCUAAAGAAAUGAUGUACGUGAUGAGCGACGCGCCUGAUUCUUUGGAAACGAAGCCGACAGAGCGACAGCCGGGCGCCGCAUGGAGCCAUGAGAACAUGAAUGGGUGCAAACCUGUCGACUCGUGUGAAACGUUCUCGUAACAUUUUAAUGAAAUCUGUAGCAGUUUAAUAACUGGAUGUUUGUCUCUGUAACUUUAGCUGAUGGGGUCAAAGUUCAUGUGUACAUUUUGUAUGUGGGACUACAUUAAAGACGAGUCUGUGUUA
Molecule: messenger RNA, 3801 nt
Organism: Pelmatolapia mariae (spotted tilapia)
Lineage: Eukaryota; Metazoa; Chordata; Actinopteri; Cichliformes; Cichlidae
Gene: aldh5a1
Product: aldehyde dehydrogenase 5 family, member A1 (succinate-semialdehyde dehydrogenase)
Exons: 9
Coding region: 1488-2861 (457 amino acids)
Biological process (GO): GABA catabolic process
Cellular component (GO): mitochondrion
Molecular function (GO): succinate-semialdehyde dehydrogenase (NAD+) activity
Source: RefSeq, a predicted model, not a curated record